Messenger RNA from [Candida] anglica, 3352 nucleotides. Lineage: Eukaryota; Fungi; Ascomycota; Pichiomycetes; Serinales; Debaryomycetaceae. The record is from the annotation of a GenBank genome assembly.
GAUAGCUAGCAUGAUUCGCCGAAACACAGUACGAGUGGCCAGGACCGCCGUACGCUGCAGCACGAGAAGUGCCAGCAUUGCAGCCCAACCGGGGGCAUUUUCCUUUGAUCCUAAGGGGAUUAGUAAGACUCCCUCAACCCUUUCUUUUGAUCCAGUAGCAUUGAAAAACGAGAUCCAUGCAUUGAAACAAGAGCUAGGAUUAGGCUCACUGGAGCUUAGUAUUGGAGCAAAGGAUUCGAAGAAGGAAAAGACUCCUAGAGAUGAAAAGAAGGGCUCACCUGAGAAACCAACGAAGCCAGAGGAGACCCCAGAACAACCAAAAGAACCGGAACAACCAGAAAAGUCCGAGAUUGUCAUUGAGGAAAUCGAGAUUCCUUCAAAUGUUGGUGGAGCAGCUUCUUCAUUCACCCCUCCUACACCACCAGGAGGAAAUUCUCUGGCACCAGGAGACAAGGGAUCACCCCCUGGAGAUUCACCCCCCGCCACCCCACCUUCAAGAACUUUCCCACCGCUUUUGGCCAUUCCUAUGAGUGAUCGUCCACCUAUUCCUGGCCGUGUAUUUUCGAUUUAUAUCACUGAUCCGGAAGUUAUUCGAGCGGUAGAUGCCAUUAUUGAAAAUAAGCACCCACACUUUCUCCUUUUCCAUUCCAAGAGUUCAACUGAUAGCGACGUGAUAGAAUCAAAGGAAUCCGUGCAUGAGAUCGGGACACAUUGUGAUCUUUGUAAGGUUACCCACUUCUCCGAUAAGACCAUGCUUCUUGCCUACCCAACUACAAGAGUCAAGAUGGAAGAUCUUACUACUCCCAAUGAAAAGCAAUCAGGUGCUACCAAGGAAGGUGAGAAAGCAGUGGAAGAAGAACCUUCGCCUACAGCUUAUUUGAGUAACUUCAAAGUUUCAUAUGCUACAUCUGAAUGGGUGGAACAUGAACCUUAUGACAAGAGAAAUCCUAUGAUUAUGGAAUUAACCGAGGAAUUGAGAAAACUGGUAAUGCAUCUUACUGCUAGACAUCCAAGUGGUAGAGAACAAGUAAUUAAAGCUGAAUCUUAUGAACCUCAUGAACUUGCUGAUUUUGUUGCUUCUUUGGCCACUGCCACCCCAGAACAAAUGCAAGAGUAUUUGGAAACUUUGAACAUUCAAGAAAGAUUGGAAAAAGUGUUAGCCAUGGCUGAAUUGGAGAAACAAGUGUUAAACUUUAAACUUACAACAAUUGAAAAUAUGAGAAAGAAUGCACUGGAUAGCCAAAGUAAGGCAGUACUUAAGGAAUUUGUCAACCAAUUUAACAAGUUGGCGGGACUUUCUGAAAAGGGUACACCUACCGAUAAAGCUGCCAAAUACACAGAAAAGAUCAAGGGAUUGAAAUUGACUGCUGAAGCUCAAGAAGCAUUCGAUUAUGAAUUAGGAAAACUUCAACUGCAACAUGAAAGUUCUGGUGAACUGUAUGUCAUUGAAAAAUACUUGGACUGGCUUGUUUCUGUUCCAUGGGGUAAAUACUCUAAGGAUCAUUUCAAUAUCAAGAAGGCUAGAGCUACUUUAGAAAGAGACCAUUAUGGUCUUGAUGAAGUUAAACAGAGAAUUCUAGAAUUUAUCUCCAUGGGAAGAAUCAGUGGUAAUGUUGAUGGUAAGAUUUUAUGUUUGGCCGGACCACCAGGUACCGGUAAGACAUCUAUCGCCAAGUCUAUCGCCGAAGCAUUAAAUAGACAAUACGUUCGUAUUGCCAUGGGUGGUGUUAAUGACAUGCACGAAUUGAAGGGACACCGUAGAACCUAUGUUGGUGCUGUCCCUGGUAGAAUCAUCUUAGCCUUAAAACAAGCUAAGACUUCUAACCCAUUGAUGUUGAUUGAUGAAAUUGACAAGUUGGAUACUUCUGGCCGUGGAGGUGGUGGAGCAUCAUCUGCAUUCUUGGAAAUCUUAGAUCCAGAACAAAACCAUUCCUUCACUGACAAUUAUUUGGAUGUUAAGGUUGAUUUAUCCAAGGUUUUAUUCGUCUGUACUGCUAAUUAUUUGGGUAACAUCUCACCACCACUUAGAGAUCGUAUGGAAAUUAUUGAUGUUUCAGGUUACACUACCAAGGAAAAGGUCGAGAUUGCUCAAAGACACCUUAUCCCACAAGCAGCUAAGAAAGCUGGUUUGGAAAAUGGAAAUGUUGUGAUCCCUACUGAAACAAUCACUAGAUUGAUCGAGAGAUAUUGUAGAGAGAGUGGGUUAAGAAAUGCCAAGAAGCAAAUUACUAGAAUCUUCAGCAAGGCUGCAUUCAAGAUUGUGGAACAAAUCGAAGAAAAGGAAGAUGCUGCGAAGGAAAAGGAAGAGAAGACUGAUGAGUCUCAAGCUAAAACUGAAGAAGUUAAAGCUGAAGAACCUAAGGACUCUACCGUAGUCAGUGCAAUCGAAGUUGAAUCUAAGGAUUUAGUCGACGAAUCAGCUACACAACCUGCCAAGGUCACUGAAGUUAAGACGGCCAACCCUUCCAAAUCCAAGAAGAAAGCUUCCAAGAAAACAAAGGAAGCUACUGAACAAACCCAAGAAACAGAGAAGGAAAAUGAAUUAGUGGACGAAGAAGAAACUGUUAAAUUAGUAAUCCCUGAAGAUAUCAAGUUGGAAAUCACUCCAGAAAACUUGAAAGACUAUAUUGGACCUGAAGUUUUUCCAAGAGAUAGAGUAUAUGAUGAACUUCCAGCGGGUGUUGCCACUGGUCUUUCAUACUCUGGAUCCGGAAAUGGAGAUGCUCUUUAUAUUGAGUCGAUCUUAACCAACUCAAUCAGCUCGGGUACUGGAAAUGCUGGUGUCAGAGUAACAGGUAGCUUGAAGGAUGUCAUGAAGGAAUCUGCAUCUAUUUCUUAUUCAUUUGCUAAACUGUUCUUGACCAAGAGAUUCCCCAAGAAUAGAUUCUUUGAAGCUGCCGAUAUCCACGUACAUUGUCCAGAUGGUGCAGUUCCAAAGGAUGGUCCAUCUGCUGGUAUUUCCUUCACAUCUGCCUUGGUUUCGUUGGCAAUUAAUAAACCUUUACCUGCCACCAUUGCUAUGACGGGUGAACUUACUGUCACUGGUCGUGUGUUAGCCGUUGGAGGAUUAAGAGAAAAGAUUUUGGGAGCUAAGAGAUAUGGUUGUACUACCAUUAUCUUUCCAAAGGAUAUCGAGAAUGUUUUAGAUGAUAUUCCGGAAGAAGUCAAAGAAGGUGUUGAGUUCAUUCCUGUUGAAUGGUACCACGAAGUGUUUGACAAGAUUUUCCCUGGAUAUACUGAAGCUGAAGGUAACCAAGUUUGGGAUGGUGAGUUUGCUGGUUUGGACAAGAAGAAGAAAGAUAGUAAGAGUAGUAAGUAGUAUAUAAUGCCUGUUAAUAGAAAUUUAGAGAAU